GAUUGGAAGAAAGUUAAUAAGCUCAUUGCAGAUCAAAGUACAGAAUUCGCUGCAUUCUUCGCCUCCAGGAGCUCUAAUCUGCAUUCACUAACAAUGGUGUGGAAAAUCAUCAGGCCACUGCAAGCGUGCAAGCUUCUCUUAGUGGUUUUAUCUCUGCCGCAGGGGAGGACAAGUUCGGUUUUAACUGUGAAUGGUAAAACUGAGGACUAUAUCCUGGACACAAGCCCUGGUGUCCAAGCAUCUCUGGAAUGUGCUGUUCAAAACCACAGUAGAGAUGAAGAACUUCUCUGGUACAGGGAAAACGAAGCAGUAGAUUUGAAAAGUGGAAACAAAAUCAACACCAGUUCAGUAUGCGUGUCUUCCAUCAAGGAAGAUGAAGACGGAGUCCGCUUCACCUGCAAGCUGCAGAGGGAUCAGACUGUGUCUGUUUCAGUGGUGCUGAAUGUGACUUUUCCCCCUCUCCUAAGCGGAAACAGCUUCCACACUGUGGAGGAAGACAGCAAUGUAAGGCUGGUUUGCAACGUGAAAUCCAACCCUCAAGCGCAAAUGGUGUGGCAUAAAAACGACGACACCUUGUUUUUAGAGAAGGGCCGUCACCAAAUCCAACAGACGAGGGAGUCUUUACAGCUGUCAAUCGCCAAGGUCAAGAAGUCUGACAAUGGAACCUACAACUGCAUUGCUAGCUCAUCUUUGAAGACCGAGACCAUGGACUUCCACCUGGUGGUCACAGACAAAUCUCCUGUCGUGCCCAUCGAGCCAAUCAUUGCUGCUUCUGUCGUGGUUGUCUUGACACUGGCUUUUGGAGUGCUUGCUAGGAGGAAAAGGAUAAUGAAGCUCUGUGUGAAAGAGAAUGCCCGGAGCACAGAAACAGCUCUGUAA
Messenger RNA from Psammomys obesus (fat sand rat), 879 nucleotides. It is a transcript of the gene Tmigd1, whose product is annotated as transmembrane and immunoglobulin domain containing 1. Gene Ontology annotation, cellular component: cell-cell junction. Gene Ontology annotation, biological process: cell-cell adhesion. The record is from RefSeq and is a predicted model, not a curated record. The transcript is spliced from 5 exons. Gene Ontology annotation, molecular function: cell adhesion molecule binding. Bases 94 to 879 code for a protein of 261 amino acids. Lineage: Eukaryota; Metazoa; Chordata; Mammalia; Rodentia; Muridae.